GAUAAGUGUUCGUGGUGCUUGUACUCUUUGCACUUUUCGCGCUGAAAAACAGACGAAAAAUAGGGUCGUUAAAGUGACAAAGAGAGGCUAUGAAUAAAAGACGUAAAAUUGUGAUAUAAAAGGACAAAUAAGAAGACGUCAGAAAGGAUACAAGAUGCCUUCUUGCUGUGUAGUACAAUGUACAAAUUCGUCAAAAAAAAAAUUCAGUACAUCGCUUGCCUACUGAAACAGAAAGAAGAAAGAAAUGGGUGCAGAAUAUUAAUAGGCCUAAUUUAGAUCCUACAGCAAUAUAUUGUGUAUGCGAGGCACAUUUUGCACCAGAAAUGUGGGAGAAACCACGUGUGGACAGCAAGAAAAAAUUAAAACGUUGUGCAGUUCCAACAAUUUUUUCAACAAACAAGGAAAUAAGUUCAAAUAUUGUUCAAAUGGAUUCUACUUCAGCAAAUGUUGACGUCAAUAGUACAACAUUAAAUAGAACCGGUGAUGAAGAACUCUCAGUUGAUUUGGUGGAGCAGGAUAUAGAAGAAAUAAAAUCAAGUAAUGACAAUGUUGAGUACACAAGCAAGAUUUUAAAUGAAACAGAAACAGCUGUAAUUCCAAUAAUGUCACCCAUUGCAAAACCUGCCAUACCUGUGCAAUUAAAUAUAAAUGAAGAAAACGUGAAGAAAUUGUUAGAGAUGUUGAGAAUAGAACUUAGAAAGCUCUAUCAAAAGAGAGACAGGCACAAUUGAAGUUGCAAGAAGCAAACAAAAUAAUUACAAAAUUAAAUAAAUCAAAAAGGAUGUUGAUAAAACGCGUGAACACUCUAACGCAUGAAAAAAAGAAAUUAAUACAAGAAAUGUUUUAUCUGAAACAAAGUAAGAACAUUAAAAACAUACUGAAUGACGAUCAAAUCACAACUCUGUGUAAACCAUCUAAACGAUGUAACAGUUGGUCUAAAGCUACUCUGCAAAAAGCUGUUAGAUUGAAAUUAUCUUGCGGCAGUAACGGGUACAAAGAGAUUUUACAUCAGGGAAUUCCUUUAUCUUCUGAGCGCACACUUAGAAGAAGAUUAGAAGGAAUGGAUUUUAUUCCUGGAAUUUCUGAUCAUAUUUUUGACGUACUAAGUGAACGAAUAUCACACUUCACCGAUAAUCGAGAAAGAGACUGUAUGCUCGCCAUCGAUGAGAUGAUCAAUGUAGGCGAACAAAUCGAUCCAAGUAUAAUGUCACGUAUUGGCUUUUCGACUCUCUCUGAUCGUAAUGAUAAACUAUAACUUGAAAUAUAUCCAAUUAUACAUGUUAACUAUGUUUACAGAGUGGAUAUGUCUAAUCAGCUCACUGAUUCCAUUAAUAUCCAUCCUGUAUAUGGAAGUAUAUAUCUUGUAUAUGUCUUGUAUAUGUCUUAUAUAGUAGAUUGCAUAUAUUAUGAUUAUGUUCUCUACAGCAAACGACAGGCAACAUAAUGUCAUGUGGUAUAAUUUAUGCUUUGUGUAGGACAGCAACUUAUGUAUGCACAAAAGAUUUUGUUUUACACGCAAAUGUUUGCUGUAUUUACAUAUGAUCGAAAGACCAUAACUUUUGUACAUAUCUAAUAACAUAUUUUAUUUAAAGAACAUUACAGUCGUUUCUAAUUUUAUAUUAAUGUAGGUGAGAUGAUCAACGCUACUCAUGCAUUAGUGUUCAUGCUUGGAGGCAUUUUUACAAGAUGGAAAAUACCCGUUGCCAAUCACUUUACUCCUAAUAGCGUAGAUGGUGCUAUAUUGAAACCUAUUGUAGAAACUAUUAUUGCAAAGGCAGAAGCUAUUGGUUUGUACGUCCAUAGUAUAACAUCUGACAUGGGUCCACUUAAUUUAGGAAUGUGGAGAGCAUUUGGUGGUAUCAUAGGUAACAGAUACUCAAAAAUUAAAAAUUCUAUAGUGCAUCCUAUAGAUCAUACACGACGAUUGUUUUUUAUGGCCGAUGUUCCGCAUUUAUUAAAAUACUUAAGGGCGUCUUCAUUAAAUAAUAAAGUUAUAGAGUUACCCAUAGAAUUUGUACAGGCACAUAAUUUAUCCCAACCUGUUGUGAAAUGCCAACAUUUACUUGAAUUGAUAGAAAUUCAAGAAAACUUAGAGUUAAAAUUAAUACCAAAACUUAAAAAAAGCGACAUGAUGUAUAGUACAUUCAACAAAAUGAAAGUGAACAAGGCGACACAUAUUUGGAGUCGGGAUGUCAGUAGCGCAAUAUAUUUUUAUGCUGAAGAGAACAAGAAAACUGAAUUUAAUACGACAGCGGCAUUUGUUGAAAUUGUUUCAAAAUGGUUCACUUUAGCAACAUCACGAACAUCAAAAGUUGCGUUAGGAAAAACAGCGAGUGAUGAAAAUAUACAAAUUAAAUUUAACGAUAAUAUCGCUUUCCUAAAAUCAGUUGUGGAACUUUUCAGAGAGAUUAAAAUUGGUCACGACGCGAAAUUUAAACCUGUACAGAGCGGUGUUAUGAUUACUACAACGUCACUUAUUGAAUUGACACAAUUUCUUAUUGAUGAACGCAAAUAUGUAUACGUAUUGACAUCUCGUUUCACGCAAGACUGCCUGGAAAACCUGUUUUCUUCCAUACGAGUAAAGCAUCCCGUUCCUACUGCCUUGCAAUUUAAACAAAAUCUGAAACUUAUCGCAAUAUCGCAAUAUUUACAAUCACCACAUACCUCUUCGUAUGAAAAAGAUGAUGGGCAAAUUAUUGGUGAUUUUUUCAAUAAACCCAAAAUAGUAAACGAUAUUGGAGAGUGUACACAAACGUCUGUGGAUAUAUUACAUGUUUUGAAGUCUAACAGUAAUAUUUCUUUAGAUAAUAUAGAAUUAAAUGUUUUAUUCAAUAUAGCUGGCUAUAUUAUAUCGAGUAUUGCAAUAUGCACGAAUAUAUGUUCUAAAUGUUUACUUUCUGUUGGCUCUAAAACGUAUAAUCCCAUUCAAAAAUAUAAUAAAUUUGUGCAAUUGAGAUGUUUCCGUGCAAAAACAUAGUUUUUUGUGAAUGACGAAACUUUUAACUACGUUCAUAUAAUGGAACUUAUUAUAAGACGUUAUCUUUCUUAUGUCAAAAAUAACACUAUAAAUUGUUUAGAGUUUUACACAGAUAAAAUGAAAAAUGUUACAUGUACUACAAUUCUGAAUUGUCAUGACUUGUUGUUAAAGAUACAAAAGCGUUUCAUUAUAUAUCGAAUGCGCAUUUCUUGCAAGCGAAAUUGCUUAAAAAAUACAUAUAACAGCAAAACGAUGGCAAUGCACUCCACAGUAACAUAAUAUGUUACAAA
This is a messenger RNA of Harpegnathos saltator (Jerdon's jumping ant), 3267 nucleotides long. RefSeq lists its product as uncharacterized. NCBI's taxonomy places the organism in Eukaryota, Metazoa, Arthropoda, Insecta, Hymenoptera, Formicidae. The transcript has 4 exons. The record is from RefSeq and is a predicted model, not a curated record. Bases 1634 to 2977 code for a protein of 447 amino acids.